CUGAGUCCUCUGCCGUUACUCUGGGUCUGGAAGGGCUAGCUAAGAAAUCAAGGAUGAAGCUCCUUUUUUUGGCUGCCUUUGCACUCUUUGUGCUCUCUGACAAGGCUGACUCUUCAGCUUAUGACAAAAUAGUCGCCCACAGUCGCAUCAGGGCAAGAAAAGAAGGACCCAAUGUCUGUGCACUCCAGCAAGUCAUGGGGACCAAGAAGAAGUACUUUAGCACUUGUCGUAAUUGGUACCAAGGGGCCGUCUGUGGAAAGAAAGCGACUGUCCUUUAUGAAUGCUGCCCAGGCUAUAUGAAGCUGGAGGGCAUGCGUGGUUGCCCUGCAGUGGCCCCAAUUGACCAUGUGUAUGGUACCUUGGGCCUGGUGAAGGCCACUUCAACUCAAAAUUAUGCUGACAUUUCAAAGUUAAAGCCUGAGAUUGAGGGAUCUGGAUCCUACACCUUCUUUGCCCCGAGCAAUGAUGCCUGGGAGAAUUUGGAUGAGACAGUGAGGAGUGCACUCGUCAGCAAUGUGAACAUUGAACUGUACAACGCUCUGCAUUAUCACAUGGCCGACAAACGCUUCUUGACCAAAGAUUUAAGGAAUGGAAUGACAGUCACCUCCAUGUACAAUGAUCUCGGUCUCCACAUUAAUCAUUACUCCAAUGGGGUGGUGACUGUGAACUGUGCCAGGAUUAUCUAUGGCAACCAGGUUGCCACCAAUGGAGUUGUGCAUGUCAUUGACCGUGUUAUCAGCGCUGUUGGCAGGACAAUCCAGGAUGUCAUCGAGGUUGACGAUGACCUGACAACUCUGAGUGAUGUGGCUCUAAGCGCUGGAAUGUUGGAGAAGCUGGGUCAGCCAGGACAUUACACUCUCUUUGCCCCCACCAACGAAGCCUUUGAAAGUCUGGGAAUCGAUGUGUUGGAGAGACUUCAGAGCGACAAGGAGGUCAUCAAAGCUCUUCUUAAUUUCCAUCUCCUGGACUCAGUCCAGUGUGCCGAGGCCAUCUUAGCUGGCAGCUCUUAUGAGACUUUGGAAGGUAACAACAUUGAGAUCGGCUGUGAUGGUGAAAGCCUAACAGUAAACGGCAUCAAGAUGGUGCUUAAGAAGGACAUUGUCACUACCAAUGGUGUCAUCCACCUUAUUGACCAAGUGCUCAUGCCAGACUCAGCUAAGCAGGUGAUGGAACUGGUGGGAAGUUCCCAGUCAACCUUUGGUGACAUGGUGUCUGAGUUGGGCCUUUCUGCUUCCAUGAUGGCAGACGCUGAGUACACUUUGCUUGCUCCCCUCAAUGUUGCCUUCAAUGAUGAAGUGAUGUCCAUGGAUCAGAGGUUGCUCAGGAUUAUCCUGGAGAACCACAUCUUGAAGAAUAAGAUUGUCCUGGGACAGUUGUACAAUGGCCAGCGGCUGGAGACCAUUGGAGGAAAAUUCCUGAGAGUCUUCAUCUAUCGCACAGCUGUGUGCAUUGAGAAUUCCUGUCUGAUAAGAGGUAGUAAGGAAGGAAGCAACGGGGCCCUUCAUCUCAUGAAGACUUUCUUGAAACCGGCGGAAAAAACUAUGUUUGAGAUUCUGACAGAAAACGGAGGGUUUAAGAUCUUUUUGUCUCUUAUGGAAGCUGCUGACUUGACUGACCUGCUGAAACAGGAGGGAGACUUCACUUUGUUCGCUCCAAGCGAUAAGGCUUUUGCUGGUUUGAGCGAAAGGGAUUUUGACUUGUUGAAAGGUGACAUAAAUGCUCUUAGAACCAUCCUUCUCUAUCACAUAAAUAAUGGUAUCUUUAUUGGUGGUGGUUUGGAGACUGGGGUGACAAACCUUCUCAAGUCUCUCCAGGGCAGCAACCUCAAAGUGAUGUUUGCUAACAGCAGUAUGCAAGUGAAUUCUGUCCAAGUCCCUGAAUCUGAUAUCAUGGCCACAAAUGGAGUCGUUCACUUUGUCAACCAAGUCUUGUAUCCUGGAGAUAUCCCUGUUGGAAGCCAGGAUUUCCUCAUGCUAUUGAAGAGGAUCAUCACUUACAUGCAAAUUAAGUACAUUUCAGGAUUCAGAUAUCAGGAAAUCCCCCUUACAUUUAUGAAGAGGACCAUCACUCGUGUCGUUGAGAGAGUUCCUGAUGUAACCAAAGUGACAAGGGUUAUCCAAGGGGAGCCCACCAUCACCAAGGUUACCAGGGUCAUUGAAGGUCAACCCUCCAUCACCAAAGUCACCAGGGUUGUCUCAGGUCCUCAGUACUCAGAGAGCACUGGCACCUCCAACAUCAACCUGGAUGGAGCUGAAUUUUCUGAAGUUUCCACCAUUGAAGGGAACGCUGAUUUUGACUCUGAAAAACUUACAAAAAUGAUCCAAGUAGGCAGUACAAGAAGAACCGGUCCCCGAAGAGUUUUAGCUGGCAACAGGAGGAGGGUAAGAGACUGAGCAUGGACGUAUGAGGAGAUCAACAUUGAAAGGCAAAGAGAGACACCAAAACCAGAAGUUGAAACUGGUGUUUUAAAACAGGGGAUACACUUAAAAUGUCAGUGAUUUUAAAUAUACUGUAAUAGGUGUAACUGACAAAAAUAAAACAAUUCUCAUAAACAAUUUAAUGGUGCUUUGAAUGUAUAUCUAUUUUGAUUGUGCAAUGUCUGAAAGGAGCCUUUUAAUUCAACUUUUAAAUCGAAGCUGUUAAGUUAGUAAUAAAAACAUUCAAAUUCUAAACUUCUCUAUGUCUUUUCCAGAGGUGAAGGUUAAAGCAAGGAACCACGAUAAAGAUUGAAAAAUAAAUGAUGAUGUUUUUGGACUUAAACCAUUACAUACUUUUAUUUUCUCUUGCUGUAAGUAGUUUAAGGUUUUGUGUAAAUGUUGUCUAAGUUGGUAUCAUUUGGAAGUUAAUAAUGUAUCUAACUGCAAGUUUUCUCCUUUUUAUUCAUCUCCCAAUAAAGUGCAUUCUUUGAUAUAAAUAUGCCAAUUUCACAAGGGCAUCUGAAGAGAUUACAAAUGUUCUUGUAAGGCCCUGAAGUUGUCGACAUUGGUUCAAAAAAUCUAAAUAUUAUGUUUGCAUUGUCUAUUUUCAGUACAAGUUCUUUAAACUAGACUGAGUCAUCCUUUUCAAUGGCCCAGUCACUUUUCUGUAUGUUUAAAAGAGAGCUUGGCAGUCCACUUUUGGAAACUUCCAAGACGACAUUUUGUAAAAUAAACUGGGUUUAAUGUGCAAAACCAA
Molecule: messenger RNA, 3174 nt
Organism: Morone saxatilis (striped sea-bass)
Lineage: Eukaryota; Metazoa; Chordata; Actinopteri; Moronidae
Gene: postnb
Product: periostin, osteoblast specific factor b
Exons: 22
Coding region: 54-2393 (779 amino acids)
Biological process (GO): cell adhesion; extracellular matrix organization
Cellular component (GO): extracellular matrix
Molecular function (GO): cell adhesion molecule binding
Source: RefSeq, a predicted model, not a curated record